AUGGAGUACACGGUUCGCAUGCCAAUGCUGCCCAUUGACGACCGUCUUCCAGGCAAGAUGCCGCCCGAUGGUACGAUCUGGUCGUCGAUUGAUGACGCGUGGAUGUCGAUGGCGAUCUGGAUGCUCAUGGUGUUCCAAAGCACCAAGAACGAGUCGGUGGAGACCAUGCGAUCUCAUUUGCACCGCGCAAAGCACUUGUACGAAAACGCUGUGCUCGACAGUCUCGAGUCGUGCCGCCUACUUGGCCCUCUACUCCAACACGCCGUACAUUCUGAUGACGACGUCAAGCAAGCCACGUCAUCGAGCCUUCUUCUCUGUGCGCUCGACGAGGCUACCUCGUUGACCCGUCUCGACACAGUCCUAAAGCACUUGUUAGCGACUCUCCAGCUGGAACGCGGCCGUCGACAGCUCUCGAUGGCACAGCGUCGGACCACUGCGAAGAAUGCCGUGGUAGCUUUGAGCGCGACGGCGGUCAUCUCGCGUGUCGAGACGGCGCCCAUGGCGGCGACGUGCGGAGUGCUUCUCAGCGCCAGUGUCGGUGCGUCGCACCUCUUGGCCCGAUGGCGCCAUGCGUCAGUGCGCGAGAAGCUGAACAAGCAGAUUGAAAAAACGCGCGCGCUGCUCAAGACGCUACCCCGCCAUAUCACAGCGCUCGAGGCCGCGCUGGAAGGAGCCAUUCACGCCGUGCAAACCGAGAUGCGGUUGUUGAGUGACUUGCGCGUCAGCGCCCAGCUCACUAGGCACUGGUUGCUCAUCUCGUCCUCCCUCCUGUUUGACAUCCAAGCCAUGACCCUCGAGCAGCAGUGCCGCCACGUACUCGCACGGUUUGCCAAGGGGGACGACUAA
This is a messenger RNA of Saprolegnia parasitica CBS 223.65, 846 nucleotides long. RefSeq lists its product as hypothetical. The record is from RefSeq and is a predicted model, not a curated record. Lineage: Eukaryota; Oomycota; Saprolegniomycetes; Saprolegniales; Saprolegniaceae. The transcript is spliced from 2 exons. The coding region runs from base 1 to 846 and encodes 281 amino acids.